AUGAACUGCUGGACUGAAAAAGAAACUCCAACCACUUUGGUUCUCUUUGAUGUGGAUGGAACUCUGACUCCUGCUAGAAAAGUUAUUUCUCCUGAGCUCAAGGAGUUACUCCAACAGCUUCGUAAAAAGGUUGUCAUUGGGUUUGUUGGUGGAUCUGAUCUAGUCAAGCAACAGGAACAGUUGGGUGAAAAUGCUGUCGACCUGUUUGACUAUGCAUUUUCUGAAAAUGGUUUGACCGCAUUCCGCAAGGGAGAGCGUCUUCCCUCUGAAAGCUUCCUUUCGUAUCUUGGAGAGGAAAAAUACAAACGACUGGCCAACUUUAUUCUUCGAUAUAUCGCUGAUCUGGAUCUUCCUAAAAAGCGAGGCACUUUUAUCGAGUUUCGAACUGGCAUGAUCAAUGUAUCGCCAAUCGGUCGUAACUGCAGCCAUCCAGAAAGAAGCGAGUUUGAGGCUCUUGACAAGACAACCAAUGUGAGAACCAAGUUUAUUGAGGCACUCAAAGCCGAGUUUGCUGAUUACAAUCUGUCGUAUACUAUUGGUGGUCAAAUUUCAUUUGACGUUGUUCCCAAUGGUUGGGACAAGGCAAGUACCUACUGUCUCAAGCAUGUUGCUAAUGACCAUUUCAAGGAGAUUCACUUUUUUGGUGACAAGACAGACAAGGGAGGAAAUGAUUUUGAAAUCUACACACACCCGAGCGUCAAGGGACAUAGUGUCAAGUCGCCUGCAGACACUGAGAGGAUUCUCAAGGAACUUUUUUUUAAAAGCUAG
Batrachochytrium dendrobatidis JAM81 is the source of this 768-nucleotide messenger RNA. RefSeq names its product phosphomannomutase SEC53. Gene Ontology annotation, biological process: GDP-mannose biosynthetic process; mannose metabolic process; protein N-linked glycosylation. Bases 1 to 768 code for a protein of 255 amino acids. NCBI's taxonomy places the organism in Eukaryota, Fungi, Chytridiomycota, Chytridiomycetes, Rhizophydiales. The record is from RefSeq and is a predicted model, not a curated record. The transcript is spliced from 9 exons. Gene Ontology annotation, molecular function: phosphomannomutase activity. Gene Ontology annotation, cellular component: cytosol.